AUGCACACUACUGGAACUCUUGCCGAUGAAGAAGAUAUCAAGAUCCAUCAAAUACCUGUUAAGGGUUCCUCACCUUCAACCACCCAAGCUUCGAAAAAGCCCCAAAAGAAAAGGGAAAAGAAGAAAUCUUCCCUCAAGCCAGUCAAUUUGUUAAACAAGAAGAACAGUUCCUCUAAAUUAACAAUCAACAAUACACCCUUAGCGCCCUUUGUCAUGUUGCAGACUGCUUCUUCUGGUGACGGAGUACCGGAAUCCAUAUUGCCAAGCAAGAAACAAACGAACACGGACCAGGGUGAUCAAGCAGCUCCUACCCCGGAUCUCAACCCCCAGUUAAAGCCAGUCCAAUCAACAUUGUCUUCAACUGGCCAAGUCGUGGCCUCAACCAAUUUCCCACCUCAGACCUGCCCUCUGCCGACUCAGACUACGGUUUCAACUGCGAGCCCCCCAGUUCCUAGACCCAACGAAAACCCAGAUAGCAAUCGCUCUUUUCCUGACCCAAUGGACACCCCUCAGGUGGAGGAUCCACAAAAUCAAGAUCCUUCAAAUCGAACUCCAAAUCGCCAAUCACGAUAA
Molecule: messenger RNA, 573 nt
Organism: Puccinia triticina
Lineage: Eukaryota; Fungi; Basidiomycota; Pucciniomycetes; Pucciniales; Pucciniaceae
Exons: 3
Coding region: 1-573 (190 amino acids)
Source: RefSeq, a predicted model, not a curated record